Menidia menidia (Atlantic silverside) is the source of this 714-nucleotide messenger RNA. NCBI's taxonomy places the organism in Eukaryota, Metazoa, Chordata, Actinopteri, Atheriniformes, Atherinopsidae. The record is from the annotation of a GenBank genome assembly.
AUGCAGAUAUUCGGAUUUGUCCUGGCGCUGCUGGGCAUCAUGGGUGCCACGGUGGCCACCCUGCUGCCCAACUGGAAGGUCAGCGCGGAUGUCGGCUCCAACAUCAUCACGGCCAUCUCCCAGAUGCAGGGACUGUGGAUGGACUGCACGUGGUACAGCACCGGCAUGUUCAGCUGCACACUCAAGUAUUCGGUGCUCUCGCUGCCUGCGUACCUGCAGACGGCCCGCACCACCAUGGUGCUGUGCUGCGUGCUGGCGGCCAUGGGCCUCUGCCUGGCGUCCCUGGGGCUGAAAUGCACUCGCUGGGGCGGCGGACGGCGCUCCAAGCGGCACGCCGCCAUCGCCAGCGGCGGCUGCUUUGUUGCUGCCGGCUUUCUGUGUCUGGUGCCCGCGUCUUGGUUCACCAACGAGGUCAUCACCAAAUUCCUGGACUCCAGCGUGCCCGAGAGCAAUAAGUUUGAGCCUGGGGGAGCCGUGUACGUGGCCUUUGUUUCCGCAGGUUUCCUGUUAAUGGGGGGGUUCAUCUUCUGUAUGUCCUGCUCGGGGAAGAGGCAUGGCCCUCAAGACCUGGUCCUGCUCCCGCCCCCGGACAAGCUCCUGCUCCAGCAGCAGCAGCAGCAGCUGCUCCAGCAGCAGCAGGAGCUCCAGCACCAGUACUGCUCGCUGUCCCCGCUGGACAACAAGACUGGCUACAGCCUGCAGGACUAUGUGUAA